CUCAUUGAUCUGUUAACAUGUAUGCGCUGACUGGACGUCAAAGCCUGGAACUUUCUUUUGCGAUUAUCCUUCUCUGUUGGGCAGACUGCAGCCCCUCUCUGCAGGAGGAUUUGGCUCCCCUUGAAGUAAAGUUCCAUUCUUUGGACUUUAGACAUGUCUUACACUGGAAACAUCCACAAAAAGCUGUCAAGAACCUGACAUAUUUUGUUCAGUCUAAAAUAUAUGGAGAUAAAGAGUGGACUAAUUCUGAGGACUGUCAAGGCAUUCGGUUGCUGGAGUGUGACUUGAGUCAGGCAACGUCAGAUCCCAGAGAAUGGUACUAUGCCAGGGUCCGCUCCUUCUCCUCUGAGGGCUUCUCAUCUUGGGUCCUUAGCCACAGGUUUUACCCGCAGUGGGAAACCAGUUUCAGUCCGCCGCAGAUAAAGGUGACCAUGACAGGACGGAUCAUUUCAGUUCAGAUCAAACCUCCGAGGACACCUCUGCGAGGACAAAAUGGCUCUAGGAUACGAGUGACAAAACUGCAGAAACUGACAUUUAGAAUAUACCUAAUGCACAAUGAUGUUGAGGAGGAAGUUUAUGAAACAGACAGUUGCUCCAAGGAGCUUGUGAUAGAGGGGCUACGUCCGAAAACCACCUACUGCCUUCAGGCUGUUUCCGUUACUCCUCGCUCAGGCCGCAAAAGCUUACGGAGUCCCAGCACCUGCAUCAGCACUCAUUGAGGGCUUAGUGUCUCCCACAGGGUGAGGCUGCUUCUGGACCUUUGUUCAAGAUAAAAAUUACACACAUACACACUACAUAGUGGAAUGUCUGCAAUUUUUCACCAAGGUCAUGUUUACUAUAAAACUGAGUAUAAGCCUGGCUUUGUAUUUAGGUUAUAUUAUAGCUUAAGUGUGUAAUUUCUGCACCGCUAGCACCAUCAGCCAAAACAAUGACUGUUUACAUACAGGUUUCCUGAACACUCUCAUAUUUCAUUGGAUGAACAAAGAGAUAGUGCCGCCCUUAAAUCACACCACUGGUUUGAGUCAGCAGCAGCGGAAAGUGUUUUUUUUUUGUGUGUGUGUG
Carassius gibelio (silver crucian carp) is the source of this 1062-nucleotide messenger RNA. RefSeq names its product interleukin-22 receptor subunit alpha-2-like. The record is from RefSeq and is a predicted model, not a curated record. The transcript has 6 exons. Lineage: Eukaryota; Metazoa; Chordata; Actinopteri; Cypriniformes; Cyprinidae. Bases 18 to 719 code for a protein of 233 amino acids. Gene Ontology annotation, molecular function: protein binding.